Messenger RNA from Aspergillus alliaceus, 546 nucleotides. RefSeq lists its product as uncharacterized. The transcript has a single exon. The record is from RefSeq and is a predicted model, not a curated record. NCBI's taxonomy places the organism in Eukaryota, Fungi, Ascomycota, Eurotiomycetes, Eurotiales, Aspergillaceae. The coding region runs from base 1 to 546 and encodes 181 amino acids.
AUGCCUCAACUUCUUCACUACCUCUCCGGUAAGGAUUGGAUUGCUCAAGGUCCUCAAUCUCCGGCACAAGAGUUCUUCAAGAACUAUGUCGAUACUGUCGAUGCAAAUGGCUUCAACUACGGUUCCGGUACAAAGUUCUACGCCAAAGAUGCCACGUUCCACAACCAAAACAAUGCGCAAUACAAUGGAGGGGACGAGAUGUGGGCGUGGAUGAAACAGCUCUUCGGAAAGUUUCGGCAGAUGAGACACGAUUUCAUUAAUGUGUACGAAAUCACAAACGAUGAUGGAACCACAACCAUUCUCUCCCAGAAUGUGCGGCAUAUCUGGAUGCCAGAUAACACGACAGACAGCCCGUCCGUCAGCAUUCCUCUGAGCUGGAUCUGUCGGAUUGGGCCGGCUGAUAUGGGGGGUACCUUGAAUGGCUUGCAAUACAAGGAGGUCUGGCUCUACUGGGACACCGCGUUACUUACGCCAUUCUUACCAAGUGAUGCCGUGGUCUUCAAAACAAACAAUAUCCUCCAGAAAGAAGAUGGCCCUGUUGUGUAA